AUGGCUUUACGUGCCCAUUCAUCUCUUAUCUGUAGAGAUAUAUACCACUUGCAGCAGUUUCUCGUUCCAGUAAAGAAUUGGACGCCGUCUUUUGGUUUACAUGAUCAUCUUAGUGAGAAAAGCUCCGUCUGCUCCCAAGCAGGUGGAGCUGGACUAGGUGCAGUUGUAUCGGAAUUACUGAAAGCACUUCUACAUGAGAUAAAGCAAUAUAGGAGUUUCACAGACGAUUUUCAGAGACUACAAAUCACGCUAGAAUCAAUAUUCUCUGACAUUGAAGCUAUUGAACGUCGAGAGCCAAGCACCGAAUUAGAAAAACUUCACGAUGAGUUAAAGGAUGGGAUGAUGUUGGUUCAGAAGUGUUCAGAGGUUCAACAAUCUUGGAAUUGCAAGGUGAAGAAGAGGUACUCAAAUGACCUUAGACGAUUGGAUAAGUGCAUGGUUGAAUUUUUCGGUAUCAAUGUACAGGCACACAUGUGGUCUGAUGUUAUACAUAUCAAACAGACAGUUGAUCGGUUGGAAAAAGGAGGCACAUCUGGUGGUUCGGUAGAUGCUCAUGAAGUCCCAGCUGCUACAGAUAAUCCCGAUACUAGUAGUACUAAUACUGCUGUCAGUUUGGAGGUGCCGCGAUCUUCUACGACUUGUCAUGAUGACAAAUUGGAGAUGAAUCAGUUCUCUUUUAGAGAUGAUGUGAGUGGUGGUAAAUUUUCCGCACCUAAAGGAAUUGCAAAGACAACUUUAUCUAAAAAGUUUGACCUCAAAGUUCUGAGGGAAGCUGACUUUGAAAUACUUGGGAAAGGGAUUUUUGAAAGCAACGACUCUACACCACACUGCUCAUCAGGUAGUACUAAAGGCAUCCAUUAAAGAGCCAACGCUGGAAAAGGAAGAUUUUAAACGUAGGAGGGAAAUCUUCCAGGAAUUCAUUGACAUAGUUUCUGGGAUUAGGCAUGCAAAUGUGGCUCCGCUAAGAGCGUAUUACUAUUCCAAGGAUGAGAAGAUUUUUGUGUACGAUUUCUACAGCCAGGGCAGUGUUUACUCAAUGUUACAUGAAGAAGGUAGGAUUCCUCUAGACUGGGAGGCUAGAGUAAAGAUAGCAAUUGGUGUAGCAAAAGGAAUUGCAUAUAUACAUGCACAAGAAAGCGGCAAUCUGUUCCACGGAAACAUCAAAUCCUCAAAUAUUUUUCUCAAUGGCGAAAACUAUGGUUGCAUUUCUGACCUCGGCCAAUGUACAUGGUUCACACCAUUGUUUGAUAUCAAUCACGAGGCACAUGGACACAUAGCCCCUGAAAUGGAUUACUUGCCAAAUCUCGGCACCCAACCAGCAGAUAUCUAUAGCUACGGAUGUUUUCUUGCUGAACUUGUUUCUGGAGAAAGAACUCGUAAGUCCUACUUUGGUUAAAUUACUUAGAAACAAAUACAUAUAUACACUGGAAAAUCGUCUGGAGAGACAAUUUAGAGAAAAGAAGGCACAGUGGAAAGAAAUGUUAUAGAUAGCUACCAUUUGUACUUCAAAAUGUCCAGAGAAAAGGCCGAAAAUACAUGAUGUACUGAUAAGGGUGAAUGGCAUUGCGUCCAUGGGUACUUCAAAGGGUCCGCAGGAUAGGCCGAAAAUACAUGAUGUACUGAUGAGUGUGAAGGGCCUUCUACGUAUGCAUGCAAAUUUUUGGAACUAGAGAGUUUUGAGGAACAGCAAAAUCAGCUUAGCAAGUUUGUGUCGAAAUCAAACAUCGCACUGUAUCUUUAAUUAUCUGGACUCAGAUGGAGCAUCCUUUUCUUGUGUUACCCAUAUUCUUCUUUUUUCAAUUUUCCCAUCAUCUUUUGGUGUUGGUAGUGGUUUUCUGAAAAGUGUUUGUUGUUGCUAUUUUUCUUCUGUUCAUAAAUGUAUUUGUUGUCUUUUAA
Molecule: messenger RNA, 1896 nt
Organism: Papaver somniferum (opium poppy)
Lineage: Eukaryota; Viridiplantae; Streptophyta; Magnoliopsida; Ranunculales; Papaveraceae
Exons: 3
Coding region: 1-861 (286 amino acids)
Biological process (GO): defense response to fungus
Source: RefSeq, a predicted model, not a curated record